GCGUAGGUGGCGUACAGGUGAGUGACGUCACAGUGUGCAACAGGUGGCAGGAAGCGUCAUGUUUGCUCUUCACAAAGCUGCUGACGCUGAGCGUGCCUGCCACGUGAUUGGAUGGAUCCCUGAACUUUCUCAAACACAGCUGUGGUUUCAUUAGUUGGAUGAUGAACGAAGUUAACCUGAGAGGACGCGUGUCUUCACUCUCAACGGUUCUACUUCCUGCGACUGCAGGGAAACACGGCACAGUGCGUUGGCCAAGGGUGCAUCCUGAAUGGCCCCUCUUUAAGUCCCGCCCCUCAGACACAGACUGGCCAAUCACAGCUGAGGGUCUGCACAGACUUCAUUUCAGGUUUGGGGCAGAUUGUGGGGUCAUUAGAUGAUACUUCUAAACGUUAAGGUCAGAUACCUGACACAAAGGUGGUUCCUGUUCAGUCCAAUCAGAAUUGCUUGCCACUUCCUGGUUAGGCGGCCCGCUGAGCAUGUGCAGUAGUGUUUCUCUCCUGCUGGCUUUACCGGAAUAAAACCUGCAUGGCUCAAACAUUCGUGACAGAUCCUGUCAGUGCUUUGUGGGGAAUAAUGCAGCGAUGCUUAAACAGAAAUAUUGUGGGACUUUCUGGAUGAUCCUGCUGAUUGGCCAAACUGUCAUAGCGACAUGCGUUCAGGUGAACUGGGUUUCCACACCUGGGAACGUUUGUGAGGCUGUCGGUGUCUUCAUUCCUUCAGGUGCCGGAACCACCUGAUGCUGCAGCCUAAUCGGGUCACCUGGGACUGAAAACACACACACACACACACACACACACCUGGACGGCCGUCAUGGCGUCAGAACUGCCCAUCUUGACAGAGCAGCAGGAGCUGCAGAGGAGAGCCAAUCAGGUCACAGAUGAGUCCCUGGAGAGCACAAGGAGGAUGAUGCAGCUGGUGGAGGAGAGUAAAGAUGCUGGGAUCAGAGCUCUGGUGAUGCUGGACGAACAGGGAGAGCAGCUGGAGCGCAUUGAGGAGGGCAUGGACUCCAUCAACAGGGACAUGCGGGAGGCCGAGAAGAAUCUGACGGACAUGGCCCAGUGCUGCGGUCUGUGUGUCUGGCCAAUCAGGAAACUGAAGGCCUUUGAGGAGAGCGGGGCAUACAAGGCCGUUUGGGGCGGAGCCUCCGGUCAGGACGGCGUCGUCUCCAAUCAGCCGCCGUCGUCUCGAGUCGUCGACGAGAGGGAGAUGAUGAUCAUGAGCGGAGGACACAUACGGAGGGUGACCAACGACGCCCGGGAGGACGAGAUGGAGGAGAACCUGGCUCACGUCGGCAGCAUCAUCGGGAACCUGAAGAGCAUGGCCCUGGACAUGGGAAACGAGAUCGACACGCAGAACGUCCAGAUCGAACGCAUACAGGGCAAGGCUGUUCUCAACGUGUCCCGAAUCGACGCCGCCAACCAGAAAGCCAACAACCUCAUGAAACGAUAGAGGAGCGCUCCUCCAUCUCACUCGCUUUCUGUUUCGUCCAGCUUUCUUUAGCACGCUGUGCCAAACUGUCAUCCUGCGCUUUACGUAGGUCGUCUUCUAGCGUUUUCUUCGUGGUAUUCCCAGAGGAACUGUGAGUCCACGACUCUCAGCUGUGUCGUAGCGACCUGUCAGGUGUUCAUUAUUUUGUGUGAUCGUACUCAUGUUUCUGCUCGUGAUAUUCUGACUUGUACCUGUGCGUGGCACUGAUGUAAAACGUUGGAAAUUAGGAUUGUUAGAGCUCUACUCCUGUCACUUGGCUUUUCACACUGGGUGUUUGGCGUGAAGGUGGCCCCUGCAGACUUUCACCGGUCCCUGUGGUGAAACUGGGCCACUGCAGCACCUCCGCCAGCAGAGCGCACAGUCAGACCCAUUAUGUUUCUACGUAGACAUUAUUUCACAGAAAGUGAACCUGACCAACACGGCGGAGAGCAGCCCGUGGGCCGGGACGCGGCCUCUUUAUACUAUCGGACAAAAAGAAAAAGAACGUCUGUAUGUGCAGAGUGUGUGAGCAAAUCCCAACAGAGAGAAGAAUAUUGACAACAAUAAGCGACCAGCUGACGCUCCAGUGUAAACAUCAUGAGUAACACACCACCCUGCCCCCUUUGUUAGUCUCAAACCAUCCACAGAGGGAGAAACACGGUGCGUGAUGGCGCCCUCUGCAGGCCCAUCGGGGUACUGUCUAAGAGAAGGAAACACGUACUUGUCUCCAGAGGAGGCUCUCUGGCGACACCCAGCGGACAAACACGGAGCCUGCUAACGUAUCAGCACCCAUGUGAAUCAAAUCAUGUGAACUUUCCUGCUUUUUCAUGUCUGCGUUUCCUAAUUAUUGGUUUUAGCGAACAUCAGCUGCCGUGGUGUGUUGGGUCUGUGGGUAUCAUUGUAGUUCAGUCAGUCUGGACCUUUGCUGUGGUGUGGGGUUCAGGUCUUGUGGUUUGUGUGUAUCAGUGCUGUGGUUAUUACUUGUAGCAUACAGUGAAGCUCAUGACCUUUGCUGAGCCCAGCAGGCCUCCUUUCUUAUCACGCAUCAGGUUUAGGACAACCGCUGGGGCGGGGACAAAGUGGCGCGUGCGCAGAGCGCCGGUGUUUGUUGUGAGAUGCUAAAAUAUGAACAAUAUGAAUAAAAAUUGUGUUAACAAAUGGCGCCUGGUUUUGCAGUGAUAAUG
Molecule: messenger RNA, 2651 nt
Organism: Scatophagus argus
Lineage: Eukaryota; Metazoa; Chordata; Actinopteri; Scatophagidae
Product: SNARE_SNAP25N and SNARE_SNAP23C domain-containing protein
Exons: 8
Coding region: 811-1449 (212 amino acids)
Biological process (GO): exocytosis; synaptic vesicle fusion to presynaptic active zone membrane; synaptic vesicle priming
Cellular component (GO): SNARE complex; plasma membrane
Molecular function (GO): SNAP receptor activity; voltage-gated potassium channel activity; syntaxin-1 binding
Source: RefSeq, a predicted model, not a curated record